CUCGCCCUCUUUUCUCUUGUCUCGUGCGAAAGAGGAGAAACCAGCAGGCGGCUCCGCGCUCGCGCUCGCCUCCCCGGUUGUUAAGGCACAAGUAGUCUGUGACUUCUCCUCGUUGCGGCUGGACGGUGACAGCUCAGGUCGGCUCGCACUCACUUGUCGGAUUGAGCUCGGAUUUUCGCUUCUUUUGGAUUUCUAUGUUUGGGUUAGCGGUGACGGACUCUCAGCGGCUUAUUGCUUUCACUGUACUGAACCCUGCCUGCUCUGACGCCGUGACUCCAGACAGACACACUGGCUGACAGACGCUGAAAAAGAAGUGGGCAGAUUGGAGGACAGAGGGAGGGAAAACAGGAUGCUAUCACCAACUCUUGGUGCAAGAAGGACACAACACAGAAGCACAACCUCUCGUAAAGCGGUGGUCAGAGUGACAGAGGAGCACAUGAGGAGCGGAAACGGCGUGACAGCAACAUCCUGACCGGUAACCUCGCUUCUGCACCCCCACCACGUGCCCAGCAACUCCAGGAGCGGGGCGUCAGAAGGAAGGAAACGUGUGACCACUCCUCCUGCAGGCAUGAGGUCCUUCCGUUCCUUCAGUAAUGAUGACCGCCACGUCAUGGCGAAACACUCCACCAUCUACCCCUCCUCUAAUGAGCUGGAAGCGGUUCAGACACUGGUGUCCACUGUCGAGUGCGCCCUCAAACACGUCUCAGAUUGGCUGGAUCAGAGCAGCAGCGAUGUCAACAGCCAGGUCGACAGCCAACCAGCAGACAGCACAGAGGAGGAUGAUCCUGGUGAUGACCCCAGCAAUGAAACUGAGGAUUCCAGUGACAGCUAUAGAGAGCCCAGCAGCGGUGGCGUGCUGUGUGGAGUGAUGAGGAUCGGCCUGGUGGCCAAAGGCCUCCUGAUCAAAGGCGACAUGGACCUGGAGCUGGUGCUGAUGUGCAGAGACAAACCCACACAGACACUGCUGGACACUGUCUGUCACAAUUUACCCACACAGAUAGAGAAGCUGACAGAGGAGAAAUAUGAGGUCACGAGCUCCUUGCCUGAGGCGGCCAUCUUGGUACGAACUACAACAGAGCCCAAACUCACGCUGACAAUUACCCUCACCUCACCGGCCAUGAGGGAAGAUGAGGAGGAAGAGGAGGAGGAGGAGGAAGAGGAGGAGUUGGAGAAUGGCGAGGAAGGGCAGGAGGAGGAGGAGGAAUUGGAGGAUGAAAAGGAGGAGCAGGAGAGGAAGAAUGGGCGAGUGUUGGGUGCUGCUGCGCAGAGAGUGGAGGCUGAGGAGGAGGAGGGGGAGGUGCUGGAUAGACACAGAUGUCUGUUGGCCCUGGCAGCGCUGCGACACGCCAAGUGGUUCCAGGCUCGAGUGAACGGGCUCAAGUCCUGCGUUAUCAUUCUCAGGAUACUUAGAGACAUGUGCAAUAGACACCCCGUCUGGGAACCUCUCAAGGGAUGGCCUUUGGAGCUCAUCUGUGAGAAGGCAAUCGCCACCUGCAACAGACCUCUCGGGGCAGGAGAAGCCCUGCGUCGAGUCAUGGAGUGUCUGGCCUCAGGCAUACUGCUACCAGGUGGUCCAGGUUUACACGACCCAUGUGAGAAAGAGCCAACAAACACACUAGCCAACAUGACCGAUCAGCAGGCUGAGGCCAUUACCUACCGCGCACAGCAUGCUCUCAGACUCAUGGCGUUCGGACAGAUCUACAAGGUGUUGGAGAUGGAGCCUCUUCCCUCAAAUAAACCCUCGCAGAAAUACCCGUGGUCUGAUAAAGAAGGCUUAGGUCUCAAGAGGCCAUAUGAGGACGGAGGGAUGGAUGACAAGGACCUCAUCAAGAAGAUGAAAAGGAACCUGAGGAAAGUCCUAGACAGUAAAGCCAUAGACUCCAACCAGCCAAUGAACGCCCUUAUGCGGUUGAACCAGAUCCGGCCGGGGCUGCAGUAUCGCCUGCUGUCCCAGUCGGGCCCGGUUCACGCUCCGGUCUUCACCAUGUCCGUGGAUCUGGAUGGAACCAUUUACGAAGCAUCUGGGUCCUCCAAGAAGACCGCCAAGCUCCACGUCGCCGUCAAGGUUCUCCAGGCGAUGGGCUACCCGACAGGUUUCGACUCAGACCUGGACCCCAUGAGUUCAGAUGAGAAGUCGGAUGGUGAGGGGAAGAGCGAGACGUCAUCGCACACUAGCAAUAACCCAACACACUCCUCGGACAGUUCCAACACACUGGAGGUGCGAACUCAGGGUCCCAUACUGACGGCGAGUGGAAAGAACCCCGUCAUGGAGCUAAACGAAAAGAGACGAGGCCUCAAAUAUGAACUCAUCUCUGAAAGCGGAGGCAGCCACGACAAACGCUUUGUUAUGGAGGUGGAGGUCGAUGGGCAGAAGUUUCGCGGGGCAGGCCCCAACAAAAAAGUAGCAAAGGCCAGUGCCGCUCUAGCAGCUCUGGAAAAACUCUUCUCUGGUCCCAACGCAGCUGCAAACAAGAAGAAGAAGAUAUUGCCUCAGUCUAAAGGAGCCCUGGCUGCGGCAGCAGCAGCCUCAGCAGUAGCAGCUCAGGUAGCCAGAGGAAGAGGAAGAGCAGCACUCGCGAGAGGAGCCUUCGUCAGUGCAGCCGCACCUGGAUAUGUCACACCAGGCUUUGGGACACCGUAUGGCUACAGCCCUGCUGCAGCAGCUGCUCCUGCGUACGGUGGUCUUUUCAUUGACAAUCCCUUCUACCAGCCGAGGACCAUCGCUCCUUUUAUCAUUCAUCUGGGUCCCCAGGAUCUCUUCUCUGACUUCUAGAGGCAGCAGGUUAUCGGAUACUCUCUUCACACUUAACUGUCUGUAUACGCAGGACACCUGUUUUUCUGUCCGUCAAAGCGGACUGCCUUUCUAUCCAGGUGAUGGACUCACAGAUCCAAAACUGUUUUCUUUUGAUCAGUCCGCCGGGGGGAAAAAAACUUUCUGCCCGACAGCAGCGGCAGCAACUAUCUGACAUACUGACAGAGAGGCUCAGAGCUCCUCUCUGUGUAUCCUCCUCUCUCUCCCCCCAGAUUAUCACUUCAGAGGAGAGUAACUUUACACGAAGCAAUACUCGGAUUUUACGAGAUACGUUCAGCUGCGACUGUGCGAGGCUGGGCUGAACUUCUUUCUUAUAGCAAUACACCAGAACUCCUCUCUGCGAGCUUACUUACUUGAGAAGAUGUGAAUGUCCGACGGAGUUUUACCCAACACAGCAUUGCAAUAGCUCAUUCUGAUUGUAUAUUCAUUGUAUGUGUGUGUACGUGUGGCUAUAACAUGACUAUAUACACAUAUAUGUAUGGUGUAUGUUUCUAUAACAAUGUGUUGACAAUAAUAUUACUAUAUGAUGAUGUAUUUAUGUAAAUAUUCUAUAAAAUAUAACUAUUGUUGGUAUAAAUUAUUUUAGAAUUAUAAAGUGAAAUGUAACUGUAAUAUCACGGUAUAGCUUUCUUCCAAUUUUAUAUACACUGAGCAAUUGAAGCUAGUUCUAGGAGAUGCAAUAUUAUCUUUGGUAUUCCUAUUAACCUGUGCUGUUAGAAUAAUAAUGCUUCCUUCUUUCCUUCCUUCAAACUUUUCCUCUAUCUUUGAUGUCUUUCUGAGCCUUUCUGAGCACGCUCUCUGCUGCCCGAGGUUUGUUUACGUGGCCCGGACCAGAGGUGCUCGCUACUACUGAACACACUCAUCACCUAAUCACACCUGCACACACAGACACACACACACAAACACACACACUUUUCCUGUCAGAAAGCACAUUUUCUAUAGUCUCACUGCUGGCAGGGAAUACUGUUGUUACAAAUACAGUACUGUAUGUGUAUAGUAUGUGUAUACUCUGAUGUACGCGCUGCUCCAUUUGCCAUUCACUCAUGUUAGCGGACUCACCCAUCAACACUCGGAACAAUCUUCAGCUCUGUCCCGCUCGCCUUAGGGACCAAAAGCACAGCUCACUCACACGCAUUACUUUACACUCACACAUUCGCACACCCUUCCCUCCACCCUCCUAUGGCAAUCCUCUACUGUACAGACGUGAGGCUGCAGGUGACAGAUAUUAGUUGAUUGUCAAGAGCCUUCCUAGACAAAGGGAAAGACAGCACAAACUAACUAAUGAAAGGUAUAGCCCAGGAAAAAUCUCCACAAGUGGGACACUAAAAUUGGAUGUCAUGUCCCUUUCUUGGGAAGCUUGGCACAUUUCAGUGGCUGGUGAUGUCACCUAAAGGUUUUUUGAGGAAUGGGGUUUAACCUUUGGUUGCCUUUGCCGAUCACUGAAGCCAGGAAAUUGGAGCAAAAGAAACCUGGCUGGAGCUGAAGUGGACUGAGGAAGUUUCAGUUAGGGUUGCACCGAUCCAGAGUGCCUGAGUAUUGGCAGCAUCAGUCUUGAAUUUAAAACAAUUCUAGUAAGUUCCACACACUGAGGAUUGCAGAUUUGACAUUUAGAAAAAAGACUUGCAUUGGAUUGGUACUUGGUGUUGGCAGAUACCAAUAGAUUGUGUUAAAUAAUGGACGCAGCUACCAUUUUGUCACUCAGUGGAUUGCGGGCUGCCACUUUGAAGUAGUUUGGCCGUUGCCAUCUUGCUUAUAUGGAGCCAGAAGUUACUAUAUUGGAACGUCUUAAGUGCUGUAUCGAAGGCAACUGGACUUGCUUGAGUUUCUUGAAGAUGUUUCACCUCUCAUCCAAGUGGCUUCUUCAGUUCUGGAGUUCUUCAAAAUUCCAGAACUGAGCACUUAAGAUUAUCAUGACUUGGAUGACUGAAAAUCUUGAUGAAUAUAUAUUUGGACAAGAGAGUGGAGCUUAAGAGCAGCAUGAGGGGGAUCUGACUCAUAGACCUUAGUGACACCUGUCACUUAAGUGGCCAUGCCCUUACCUAUGUGUAACAUCAAGCCUUGCGAAAAUUAGCUAUAGAAACCAAAACCAUUUAUUGUAUCAGGCUGAAAACAUGUUUAUUUCCACUGUGGAGUUCAACAUUUUAACACUGGAGUCUAUGGGGAUUGACUCGCUUCUGGAGCCAGCCUCAAGUGGCCAUUCAAGGAACUGCAGUUUUUGGCAGUAAAGCGUCAGCUUCAUUUUUCAGACCCUGAGUUGAGGUUUUGGCAUUGGGAGAGAAAAAGUUGGAUUGGUCUUGGCAUCUCCUUUCAGCCACCUGUCUAUCAUGCAAACACAACACAAAACUUCUCUGUAAGGCUAAAUAUGCUGUCAAUAGAACAGUGAUUCUGGACAUUUCCACUGCAACACAUAUUUGAGGAAGCAAAAUUAUCUUUGGAGAUUGAAAAGUAUAUUUACUUUGUAUUUUGAGAUGAAGAUCAGAUCUUUUUAAAGAUUUUAAGCCUCCUUAUGCAGUUUGCAUGUGAAGGCACUUCUGCACUGGCCUCAGCUGUCAGCCAGUGAGGAAACUGGAGUCUGGUCAUCAUUUUUAGACUCAAAAUAGAUGUAUAUUGCUUCGUAGUAGUUGACUGUAUAGUACUUGUGUUGUGGGUUUAAUGCUGCUAUAGCCCUCAUUGAAUUAAUGCAGGUACUAAUUAGACUGAGAGAUGAGAUAUCCCAUUAAACUGGAAAGUGCUUUGUGCAUAACAAUGUGUUGGGUCUAAUUUUGGGGUAUUGUUGGAGCCAAACAGGUGUCACAACACACUGAGAUAGCAGUCAAAGCAUACACACAGUACUCACUCAGCGCUGUGUGGGAUUUUUGCAAAUUUCUGUGGUGCUUACAUGCCGCUGAAAGCUCUUCAUCAGUUUUUAUUUUUUAUUUUUAGCCCUUAAUAGAGAUGAGGUGUCAGUCAGCAGAGGCAAAAAUUGAACAGAAUGUGCAUCAAAAGGCUUUGAUUCUCUUCACGCUAGCCUUGAUCUGGGCGCCAGUUUGAUCUUGCGUGUUUGUGUCUGCUUUGAUUCAACAAAAAGCACGUCUGAGAAUGAGAAAAUAGACUCGCUAAGGUCUAUUUUUUAAGACAAUAAGUCAGAUUUGCGUUAGAUUUUGUGACACUGCUGUGCUGACAGCGAAGAUAAUUUGACAAGGUUACUGAAGAUGGGAUAAAAUGUGCCAUCAAGCUGUGAUUGGCAGAUUGGAGGUUAACUGGAGGAUAUCCUGCGCUUCCUCCUCUUGUGCUUUGUGUGUUGGAGCGGUGGGGUCAAGCACACAAGCUCUCUGUGAUUUAUGUUUGAACAGUUGGUUCCUCAAAACAACUGGACUCAUCCACACAGGGUGCUGUAUGCGAGUCCACUGUAGUAGCCACUGAACUCCUCACAACAAAUUUCCUUUGCUAUUCCAAGCAUUUCCCAUCAAAUCAAAGACCACCUUUGGUCGUCUCAUCUCACUGCAGAGAGGGACUGCUUUGCCAUGACUUUUCAUUCUCGUGUGGAAUUCACAUGGAGGUGAAAAACUUGGAGCUUUGCUGUGUGGAAAUUUCCCCUCUGCCCUCUCUCCCUCUGUCUUUCUCUCUUUGCCCCCGUCCUCUCCGUCCAGAUGGCCCACAUUAAUAAGGCAGACAGUCAUACCUCAGUGAGCAACCUUUUCAUUUCCCCUCAGACUGAACAGACACACAGGAGGAGUCACCCUGACUACUGACCCUGUCCUCUUGGUCUGCUGGCUGGACGACAGCGUUCAGAGGAAGGGUGGUGGAGUGAGAGCUCAGGGAUACGCGCUCGGUCUGGCACAGGCAGUCUCGUGGGACCGUAGAGGUUGGGGAGUUGUUGACUUCUAGUUAGGAUGAGGUCUCUCGUGUGUGUUUCUUGUUAGGCUUUACAGUGAGAUGUGAGGGGAAAUAACAGUUUACUGCUAUCUGAAAGCCCAUCCUGGUUUGAUUAAAAAAUAAUAUUCAAAGUAUCCAUGUUGUUUGUUGUCUCAUAGGGAUUAAUGCAGGGAAAAAAAGAAAAAUAUAUCUUAUAUUGUUGUUUGAAGAUCAAGUGUGUAGGAUUUAGGAAGAUAUAUUGGCAGAAAUGGAUUAUUGUUGUUUUCUUAAGUAUAUAAUCACCUCAACAUAAGAAUAAUAAUAUUUUUGUUACCUUUUGUUACCGCUGGGAGCAGGUCCUUGUUUAUGGAGUUGGCCAUAUUGCACAUGUCAUGUCAUGUUUCUACAGUAGCCCAGAAUGGACAAACCAAACACUUGCUCCAAACAGGGCCAUUCAUGUUUUCAUAUCAACCACUGUACUGUGCUGUCCUACCACGGCAAGCCAAACAGCAUUGGAAAAACACAGAUUUUUAAUGUGAAACUGUUUUCUCAGUGUUUUUACUGUUCUAAAUCACAUGCUCUGUUUGUGCUUGAGAGGAAAAGACCUCUGUGGAUAAUUCGGCUCCUGGUAAAGAUCUCUCGAACAUCUGCUUUUUAAGUUAGCAGAGAGAAGCGGUGAGCACACGUUAGCAGGUGCUAGGCUACCGGCUCUCCUGGGACAAGCCUAACAGGAUUGGAGAAACACUGAUUUGACCGUGAAACUGCUUUGAUCAGUGUUUUAAUCAUCUGGUUUGUUUGUUUUGGAGAGGAAUAGACCUCUGCGGAUAAUUCGGCUCCCGGUAAAAACCUCCUGAACAAUGAACACUGAAGGAAUCCUAACAGCACAUACUUGGCACAUGGGAGAAGUUAGCGUGAAAAACAAGGAGGAAAAUGAAACUAGUGCUGCUCCUUUCACACCCACAUAAAAAAAAGCUUUAUUAAGAACAUGCAGAAGUAGUCAGAUAGUUUCCAGCUGUGUUUCCUACUGCAGUGUCAGGAAGAUGAUGAUUCCAGCAGUACUCCACUAUGACAUAUCUCAAAAUAGAAAACAUUACUGUCAGGCAUUUUUCCCAGAAGAAACACGCUCUAGGUAGCUCUGAUUGAAGGCCUAGACAGUUAUGUCCAAGUGGAUAACUUUUCUAGAGAGUAAUGGUUGUUUGUCCUGGACUUCGGUCCUGCUGAGUUUUCUGAUGGAUGCUCUUCCUGCUCCAGUGUUCCCCAGAAAUGUCUCACUAUGAAAGAGGGAAAACGUGGCAGCCAUUGUAAACACACAAACACACACCACCUCCCUGCAUCUACACUUUCACAAUCACCGCCUCUCUGUGGGCGUUCCACAACGACACCUGUAAAUCUAAGAAGCACAAAGCACACACGAGCAAUACACCCACACAUCGUUCUCAGGGCCACCUGACACACACACACACGUGUAUGCAAAUAGACUCACACAUGUAAUUGUAUAUGUAAAUAUUUUAGCAUUCACCAACAAUAACAGCCAAGCACAUUGAGACAGCGUGACAUUCUUUGCUCCGUGGUUUGUAUAUUACACAUAAGAUUGUACUGUGUGUAGUGAGAGUCACACAAGUGGUUAUAGGCCUUGUUUGUACUUUUAGGAUUUGAGCCAUGCAUAGCUGAAAAAACACAUCUCCCCCAUUUGUUAUCUUGGUGCUUUGUAACGGGCUGUCUGUAGCACUGUAUAUAAUGGAUUUUACUUUUGCUUCUUGGAGAAAUAGCAGUUAUCUAUGAACGACCCAAGCUUUGCUGACAGGAGAAAAGAGCUAGGAAGGAAAAGUUUUUUGGCACCAAACACAGGAGCUUUGCGCGUUCAGAUGCUGCAAUAUGUUCAGUGGUUAAAGGGUUCUGAGUGCUUUCGUUGCCAGGGAACAAAAGCUUUUUGGACUUUCUAUUUGGAGACUGUCAAACCCAGUUUCCCUAAGGCACCUCUUCAUCCCUCUGCCAGGUCAAAGGCCAGAGAGGGAAAGCGAAUGAUGCAGAGAUGCUGCUGGGAAACGGGUUCUGGUUUGUUCCGCUGAAUGGGAUUUAUCCAGACACCAAAGACUCUGAAGCCUUUGUUGCACAAAUCUGAUCAUCCUUGCAGUCUCAGAAGUGAGAAAUCAUGUGGUAUGUGAUCUGAUAUUCACCGUCUAGACAGUUGAAAUAUCAGGUGAAGAAGACAAAUCUGAUCUCUUGUGUGUAAGUGAAGGAAAAGUGUGUCUUGCUCAUUCUUGCAGAGAGUUGGGUUUUAAGUCUGGGAAUCGGGCUAAAUUUGUCUGGAAGCAGAGGGAGAGGAGCUGCAGAAAGAGCCCGGAAAGACCAUCGGCGAGCUGCUCUGAACUCUGCAGAGUGGCAGAAAUAGAUCCGAGAUCAUGUUUCGACUGCCGAGGCAAAGCGAACCAGACUAACUGCUGAACACAUCAUUUUCUGUCUGCGUAUGUGUGUGUUUGUGUGUGUGCACAUGUGUCGUGUGUAUGGAGGGGGAAUGUGUGUGUUUGUGUGUUCGUCUGGCAAGCACAUAAACAGGAGGGUAAUGGGAAGCUAUUUCACACCCAUAUGCACGCACACAUAAACACACACUCAACAUUGCAGCCACAUUGAGCAUGUUGUCACUGGUCAUGAUCCACUGAUUGUUUAAGUCCAAUAUCCUCCUGAUAAACGAUCGAAGCAUUUUGGUUGGGAAUGUACACUGUUGUUAUAGUGAUUGUAGAGUAGAAUGUAUUUACUCAUAGAAAGAGUAAACUUGCUUUUUUGUAGAGAAGCAUAUAUACAGAAUAUAUAUGGAUACAUACAUAUAUAUACAUCUAUAUAUCUUUUGAACUACUUGUGUGUGAGAGUUGUUUUGGGCGCAUCCACCCUUAGGAUUCAUAAUUUUUCCCCCCCUUUGAAAUUUAAUUUAUAUGUUUUGACAAAAGUAGCGUCUUAAGAGUGAUGAGUGUUUACUUUUUCCUGUAAAUAUGAUUUUUUUAUUUUAUUUUUGACAAAAAGGGGAUUAAAAGAAACUGUUUUACGAUGCUGCCUACGAAACUAUGAAGUGAUAUCUGUCCACAGAAUUUGUUUUGAUUCAUGAAAUUAUCAAAGUGAAAUUUUUGUGAAAUGUGACAAUAACAGGGUGAGAGUUUCACAGGUUACGCUCAACAGAGGCCAAUGAAAAUGAAUGAGGGGGGUCAUUUGAACUCACUGUAUUGAUCGUUUUGAUUAGUAGCAAAAUUCACAGCAGUGAUGAUCUGUGGUUGUCACUGUUUUUGACAUAAUCUAUGCUUGACGGACUGAAAAUAAAUCGGAGAAA
Molecule: messenger RNA, 9965 nt
Organism: Epinephelus fuscoguttatus (brown-marbled grouper)
Lineage: Eukaryota; Metazoa; Chordata; Actinopteri; Perciformes; Serranidae
Product: spermatid perinuclear RNA binding protein
Exons: 20
Coding region: 569-2773 (734 amino acids)
Cellular component (GO): precatalytic spliceosome
Molecular function (GO): single-stranded RNA binding; double-stranded RNA binding
Source: RefSeq, a predicted model, not a curated record